GAUUUAGGACAGAAAAACGUGACAGAAAGAAAGGAAAGGCUUGUCAGAUUCUAAUCAGCGACAGAAGAACAGAAAACAAAGAUAUCUGACAAACACUAAAGGUCAGUGUCCAUCAGGUGGUUUUCACAGAAAAAAUGGCUUCCAGCUCACCGAAGGACAGGUUCAUGGGGGUCUGGCUUAUCUUCUUCUUGCUCGGUUUAGGGACACUGCUUCCCUGGAACUUCUUCAUGACCGCCACCAUGUAUUUCACCAGUCGUCUGAAGAAGCCCUCAUUGGACAGUUUCUCAGCCAAUCAGACAGUGGCAGGUGAAGAGCGCAGCAUCCUGGAGGCCAAAUUCAACAAUGUGAUGACGCUGUGUGCCAUGGUGCCGUUGCUCAUCUGCACAUACCUCAACUCCUUCCUACACUCACGGAUUCCUCAGCGGCUGCGGGUGAUGGGUAGUCUGAUCAUCAUCAUGGCUGUCUUCAUGGUCACUGCUGUCCUUGUCAAAGUCCAAAUGGACCCACUGCCCUUCUUCAUUGUUACCAUGGUGAAGAUCAUCAUUAUAAACUCGUUUGGGGCUAUUCUGCAGGGCAGUCUUUUCGGGAUGGCCGGGUUACUUCCAGCUUCGUACACCACACCCAUCAUGAGCGGCCAGGGUCUUGCUGGAACAUUUGCUGCCUUCGCUAUGAUAUGCGCCAUCGCAAGUGGUUCUGAGCUGCAGGAUGCAGCUUUUGGAUAUUUCAUCACAGCCUGCGUUGUCAUUUUUGUCUCCAUCCUAUCCUACAUUAUGCUUCCAAAACUGGAGUUUUUUCAGUUUUAUCAAAACAGAAAACAGAACACUGGUGAGAGGGAGAAGUCAUUACAGCUGAACACAGUGAACACAGAUGAUGGAGAAGAUGAGCAACACAAGCAAAGUGUCUCCAUGACUAAAAUCUUCUGCAAGAUUUGGCCUCUGGCUCUGUCAGUCUGCUUUGCUUUCACCGUCACCAUUGGAACCUUCCCCGCCAUCACUGCUGACACCAAGUCUAGCAUCACUGAUGCAGGAGCCUGGGAGUUUUACUUCAUCCCUGUGUCGUGUUUCCUGCUCUUUAACCUGUGUGACUGGGGCGGGCGGAGCCUAACAGCCAUCUCCAUGUGGCCAGGUAAAGACAGUCGGCUACUGCCGCUGCUCAUCGCUGCUCGUGUCAUCUUUGUGCCACUCUUCAUGCUGUGUAACGUUCAGCCUCGCUUCCACCUGCCUGUCUUCUUUGUCCAUGACGGCUGGUUCAUUGCCUUCAUGGUCCUGUUUGCAUUCAGUAACGGAUACCUGGCCAGUCUCUGCAUGUGCUUCGGACCAAAGAAGGUUCUUCCACAUGAAGCUGAAACUGCCGGUGCUGUCAUGGCCUUUUUUCUGUCACUGGGUUUGGCUCUGGGAGCAGCACUGUCCUUUCUCUUCAGGACACUGGUUUAACUGGAAAUCCAAACAUUGGCCACAUCCCACACAUGGUCCAGUUCCUGAGACAAUCAUUGGGACUUUAGGAGACCUUGACCGAGUCAUCAAAAUAAAAAUUCACU
Molecule: messenger RNA, 1537 nt
Organism: Sphaeramia orbicularis (orbiculate cardinalfish)
Lineage: Eukaryota; Metazoa; Chordata; Actinopteri; Kurtiformes; Apogonidae
Product: equilibrative nucleoside transporter 1-like
Exons: 13
Coding region: 135-1433 (432 amino acids)
Biological process (GO): uridine transmembrane transport
Cellular component (GO): plasma membrane
Molecular function (GO): nucleoside transmembrane transporter activity
Source: RefSeq, a predicted model, not a curated record